Salvelinus sp. IW2-2015 is the source of this 1053-nucleotide messenger RNA. NCBI's taxonomy places the organism in Eukaryota, Metazoa, Chordata, Actinopteri, Salmoniformes, Salmonidae. The record is from RefSeq and is a predicted model, not a curated record.
AGUAUAAAAAACAACCCCAACUACUGCCAUUUCACUCAUACUUUCUCGGAGCUCUGAGUCCUUUUGCUGCCAUGUUUGUGUUCAAGUUCKCUGUGGGUCUCCUGGCCCUAAUACUGGUGUCCUCUGCUUMGGCUGAGGAACUGACUGAGUCUAAAGAGAAUGUUGCUGAGGAAGACACUUCUGCUGAGCUCUCUGUUGGUGAGCUGCUGGCCAGAGCCAACAGGGAUCUCACCCCCGAAGCCGAUGAGCCUACUCUGAUGGGUGACAUUGCCAUGCCCUCGGAGAAGAACGCUGACCCCUGCACCGCCCGCGGGUGCAUGUGGCAAAAGUACAGUGACGGAAACAUCUGGGUGCCCUACGUCAUUGCCAACCACUUCUCAUCUCGCGAAGUAGCCAUCAUCCAGCGUGGUCUUGACUCCUUCGCCGAAACCACCUGCAUCCGCUUCUUCCAGCGCCAGAACGAGAGGGACUAUCUCAGCAUUGAGAAUCGCAGCGGAUGCUACUCCUAUGUUGGCCGUCGGGGGAAUGCCCAGACUGUGUCUCUGGCCCGUCAGGGCUGCCUGUACCACAGCACCGUCCAGCAUGAGCUCCUCCACGCCCUGGGCUUUAACCAUGAGCAGACCCGCAGCGACCGUGACAACCACAUCCGUGUCGCCUGGGAGAACAUCAUUGAUGAGUACAAGUACGCAUUCGAUAAGAUUGCCACCCUGAACCAGGGAACUUCCUAUGACUACAACUCUGUCAUGCAGUACCACAGGUACGCCUUCUCGAAGAACAACCGCCCCACCAUGGUGCCCUUCCCCGACAGCAACGUGUCUUUCGGAGAAGCCACUCAGAUGAGCAAGAACGACAUCGACAGGCUGAACAGGCUGUAUGGCUGCUAAACAGUUGGACACCUGUGGUCUCGCUUCCCGAUGGACUCAAGAUCAUUCCGCUGAAGGAGUAGAGUGACCUCUAGUGGUAGAACUGUUAGAAUGUAAUUUGCCUCAAAACAUCAAGACUGCAAACUGAAAAUCACAAUAAAAAUCUGAUCAACUGAAAUCAAAAGCUUAA